AAAAGCUUCUAAAUAUCAUUCAAACACGUUUUUUUUUAUUGUCGGUUGUGCAAAAUUUAUUAAAAUUAAUAAUAGUUUUUCAUUUAACCGUAGUAUAUACUACUUUUAGCACUAGGAAACCCUUUUCUUUUGAAAAAUUGCGGUAACUUAAAACUUCAAACGUUAAACGUCAAAUUAUAGUUUUUUAGUUUUAACUGAGAGUCGUAGUGUUCGGUUCAUAUUUUUGCGAACUUAGUUUUAAAUUAAAAUUGUGAUAUAUUAAAAGUGAAUUCAAUACAAAUUAGAAAUGUAUAAGAAUAAUACAUUCCAGCCCUUUACGCAUGCUUCAGUGUGCAAGCCAAAUAAUCCAAAAGGUGUAAAAAAGGAGAUUAUUUUUCCAGUGCGUUUAUACAAAAAUAAGAAUGAAACUAAUGGAUAUCAUAUUAUGCAGUUUAAUGAUCGUUCAAAAACUGGAUUCACUUCAUGGAAAGAUGUUACCUUGGAAGGUGAUUUUAAUAUGGAGACGGAAUCCAGUACUACUACAAAGGAUUACGAUCUGAAAGAAUAUGAAGAGCAGCGUCGCAAAAAAUAUGGUAUGGUACCAAAGAAUGAUAUUUCUAAAGCUGAAAAAUGGAAAAUUAACGUGAACAAUAAUGGAUGUGAAUAUUAUAAAGGUGAGAUGACAGAUCAAGACACGGAGAAUUGCGUUUUUUUUGUUGCUGAAAGAAAUGUUUGUAGUGGUGGUUUGGUGGUUCGUCAGAUUACCAAUUGGUAUAACUUUGAAGAACAUACUUCAUAUACAGGUCACAACGUAGAAAACGCUGCAAUGCAAUAUAGAAACAGAAAGAGAGCUUUUAAUUAUUUUGCUUCAAAGUUACAGCAUCAGGCAAAAGCAAUCACAGAGAGAGAACGUGCUAUUAAAAAAACCAAAGUUGGUGGUACGACCGAAAGCUAUGAUUUCGAUGAGAAAACAGGUGUUAAUGAAAAAGAAAAUGAUAGCGAUAAUGAAGGAUGUUUUAAAAAUAUAAAAAAAGGAUCUCAACCGUCAAAUGAUGCAGAUAAUAUUGAGGAUAUUGCCAAAAGAAAUGAUUAUUACGGGUCAUCCAGUGAGGAAACUUCAGAAUUCGAGGCUUUUUACUACGGCAAGACAAUGUAUAAAAAAUUAAAUUCUAAGCAAAAGAAACGUAAACGUAAAGCUCCAAGCAAGGUCCAAUCAACUCCAGUAGAAGACAAUAAUAUUGAUGAAUUUUUUGAAGCAACAACUUCGUAUAAUACACCUUCAGACUCUGAAUAUGUACCUGAAUGGGACUUCUGUGAAAAAGACGAAGAAUACGCUGUUAUUGAAGAAGCAGUGAAACGCUAUUUAAAGCGAAAACCAAUGACUUUAAUGGAUUUGCUUAAAAAGAUUAUAAGAAAGAAAGAUAAUACUAUUCCUGGGGAUAAUGUAGUAGCACUUAUAGCCGAUAUAAUAAGGAAGUUGGGUCCACAGAAACGUAAAAUUAAUGGAAAAGUGUAUUUAAGCUUGGAUGAAGAUGUUAAUUUGACAUUUUCAUAAUUGUGGAACUAAUAAGUUUUAAACUUUAAAAGUAAAAGUAAAAU
This is a messenger RNA of Teleopsis dalmanni, 1578 nucleotides long. RefSeq names its product general transcription factor IIF subunit 1-like. Gene Ontology annotation, cellular component: nucleus. The record is from RefSeq and is a predicted model, not a curated record. Gene Ontology annotation, biological process: positive regulation of transcription elongation by RNA polymerase II; transcription initiation at RNA polymerase II promoter. Gene Ontology annotation, molecular function: DNA binding. Bases 287 to 1534 code for a protein of 415 amino acids. The transcript is spliced from 4 exons. Lineage: Eukaryota; Metazoa; Arthropoda; Insecta; Diptera; Diopsidae.